GGUAUCAGAGCCGAUUCCGAAACCCUAACCUGUUUUCCAAUCAGUCUUCUAUCCUCAAAUCUCUUUCCCUCUGUCAGCUACUAUCGUUCCCUAUCUCUCUGUUUUUCAGCAACUCAAAUCACAAGAAAUACCCACAGCAGCCGACACCCAUCCCUCCCCAACCGCCGGUGACCUACCAACACUCCGACAACCUCCAGCAGCACUUGCAGGCACUGCAGUAGCUCCGGCAACCUCUGUUACAACUCCGACGAACCAGUCUAAGGCAGAUUGGUACUCUGGUAUUCUGUUUUCUUUUUUGACUGCGUUUCUCUGUUAGCAUCAUGUCUGGCGAUAAAAAUCAGGCUAUUAGUGUUCGUUUGACCGGUAACAACUACUCCUAUUGGGCUCAUGUGAUGAAAAAUUUUGUUGUUGGUAAAGAAAUGUGGGGAUAUGUAGACGGUUCUACGCUACCUCCUUUUGAUCCAAAAGACCCAGGGUAUGCCACUGCCUUGGGAAAAUGGAACACAGGGAAUGCACAGAUUUUGACUUGGUUUCACAACUCCGUAGAACCAAGUAUUGGCAUGAAUUUUUCGAAAUAUAACACAGCAAAGAAAGUUUGGGAUUAUCUACAAGCUCUGUAUCUUGAAUCAAAUUUUGCUAAACGAUAUGAGCUUGAAAUGUCCAUCCGAAACACCACCCAAAACAAUAAAUCGAUUCAAGAAUUUUAUAACGAAAUGACUACUUAUUGGGAUCAGUUAGCUCUCAUGGAACCUUCAGAUUUGCAGCUACUUGAUAGUUAUGUCAGAUUUCGUGAGGAACUACGACUUGUUCAGUUUCUCAUGGCCCUUCGGCCUCAGUUUGAGCCUCUUCGUGGGGCUGUCUUGCAUCGGUCUCCAUUGCCCUCAGUAGAUGGUGCUGUUCAUGAGCUUAUCGCUGAGGAAACGCGGUUCAAAGUGGCUAAUCUUGCACCUCCCUCACAGUCUGUCUUUGCUGCUCCAUUUGCUCCAUCUGGCCAAUAUCCGACACAUCACUCGCCCACUCCAGCAUCUCAUCCUGUCCAAUUUGCGGCCAAGCCAAGGCCUCAAAUUCUGAAGAUGAGUGUAACUAUUGCCAUCAGAAGGGUCAUUGGAAGCAUCAAUGCCCUAACCGUCCCAAGCCAAAGGGACGAAAUGUUACUCAGUCAACUGGUCCUCAUGCCCCGCAUCAGUCUCGGGCACCACAACAGCAUUCUCGCCCUCCUGCAGCCUUGGCAGCACCAGCCUCCAGUAGUGCACCUCCAGAGUUUGAUUAUGAGCAAUUUCAACAGUUUCAGGCUUACAUGGAAGCCAUUCGAGGGGGUUCCCCCCAAGCUUCUGCCAUGACUACCACUCACUCAGGUUUGCGUGGUUCUCCCACCUCAGGAUCGGGAUUCCAAGAAGCAGAUUGGGGCAGGCCGUAGAGUUGGUGAUCUCUAUCUUUUGGAGCACUUGCAUCUCCCAAUAAAACCUUCUUCCACUGCUGCGUCAUCUUUUUGUUUAGAUCAUAAGUCAUCUCCAUUU
Rhododendron vialii is the source of this 1517-nucleotide messenger RNA. RefSeq lists its product as uncharacterized. The record is from RefSeq and is a predicted model, not a curated record. NCBI's taxonomy places the organism in Eukaryota, Viridiplantae, Streptophyta, Magnoliopsida, Ericales, Ericaceae. The transcript has 2 exons. The coding region runs from base 321 to 1340 and encodes 339 amino acids.